Babjeviella inositovora NRRL Y-12698 is the source of this 1447-nucleotide messenger RNA. It is a transcript of the gene SSH1, whose product is annotated as Ssh1p. Bases 49 to 1443 code for a protein of 464 amino acids. The record is from RefSeq and is a predicted model, not a curated record. NCBI's taxonomy places the organism in Eukaryota, Fungi, Ascomycota, Pichiomycetes, Serinales. Gene Ontology annotation, molecular function: signal sequence receptor activity; transmembrane protein transporter activity; ribosome binding. The transcript has a single exon. Gene Ontology annotation, cellular component: Sec61 translocon complex; membrane. Gene Ontology annotation, biological process: post-translational protein targeting to membrane, translocation; SRP-dependent cotranslational protein targeting to membrane, translocation.
AAAAACCCCACGGUCCUCUAUCUCCCAAUUCCUAUCUAUAUCCAUACAAUGAGUGGGUUCCGUCUUCUUGACUUGGUCAAGCCCUUCCUUCCGCUUUUGCCGGAAAUCGAAACGCCCAUCGAGCGUGUGACCUUCGACGACAAGGUGUUGUUCACGGUCUCGCUUGGGUUCGUGUACUUGCUCGCGGGCCUCCCGAUCUACGGCCUCCCAAAGGACUUUGCGCUCGAAAGUAACCCCUUCCUGUGGUUGACGCCGGUGUUUGGUGCUGAGCCGUUGACACUCUUGGAGCUCGGCUUGUUGCCAGUUGUCACCGCAGGCUUCGUGUUCCAGCUCCUCGCGGGCUUGAAGUACAUCUCUGUGAACUUGUCGGUCAGACUGGACCGUGAGUUGUUCCAGACCGCGCAGAAGUUGCUUUCUAUUGUUUUGUCUAUCGUAUACACCGUUAUCCUCCUUGUCUCCGGGUACUACCCACCGCUCGCCUCCGCCGGUGCCUACGCGUUCGUCGGAUUGCAGGUCGCCGGAACCGGUAUCGUGUUCACCUUGUUGUCUGAGAUUAUGGAUAAGGGCUACGGCUUCGGCUCUGGUGCACUCGCGUUCAUCACCUUGAACGUGGCCACCUCCAUCGUCACCGACGUGGCCGGCUUGGACCAGGUCUUGGUCGCGCCAGACACGUACGAGUCUCGCGGUGUCUUGGUGCACCUUGUCCGUAACAUCUUGUCCUCCCCAAUCGCUAGUUUGCGGACCGUCUGCACCAGAACUCACCUCGCCAACUUGCCGCAGGUGGUGCUCGCGCUCGCAACCAUCCUUGUCUUGAUCUACUUCCAGAACUUCCGCGUGGAAUUGCCAAUUAGAUCCACCCAGUUGCGCAAGAUCUACUCCGCCUACCCGGUCAGAUUGAUGUUCACCGGCUCCAUGCCGAUCCUCUUUGCCUAUACUGCGCUCUUCAACAUCCACUUGGCGGGCUACUUUGUCGCGGCCGUCGCCCCGGCACCGGUCGCCACGUUUGUCACCGACUACGUCUUGUACUACUUGUCUCCACCACCCUCGCUUGUCGGCACCUUGGUUUCGCCUAUCAGAACUGUUGUGUUUGGCGCCUUUGUUGUGCUCUCUGCCGUCUGGUUCGCCAGUGUCUGGUCCCUCACUUCCGGCUCCGCUGGGAAGGAGCUCGCCGCCGAGUUCAAGAAGCAGAGCAUUGCGUUGAACGGUAAGAGAGACGCCUCCGUCAUCAAGGAGUUGAACAAGGUCAUCUUGACUGCUUCCGUCACCGGUGCCGCCUUGCUCGCCGUCAUCUCCUUGGUUACCGAGUACCUCGGCGGCUUGGGCAAGGGUGCCGCCGUUGUCAUCGCCGUGGGUGCCGGCUUUGUCUUCUUGGAGGACUUUGUGUCUGAGUUCCAGCAAGGCGGUACUUCCCAGUUUGCCAGCGUCUUGGGCGGUGCCCAGUAGCCAC